CUUAGAAGUAUAAGCCGUGCAGAGUGAAACAUUCGCUGGAAACAUGAACUAUUCGGGCGGUGAUUUCGAUCAGCCAUCGGCUCAGGAGUUGGAGGGUGAACUGGGUCUGGUGGGAGCCUGUGUGAUCUUGGCCUUGUGUUUUGUGGUGGGAGCUCCAGGGAAUAUGCUGGUCGUGUGGACCAUCUUGAGACACGUAAAGCCACGUUCGUACACUGUGAUUCUCAUCCUGCACCUGGCUGUUGCGGACCUGCUGGUUGUUGUCACCCUGCCUAUAUGGAUCUACUCGUUGGCAAACUACUGGGUUUUUGGGGAUGUUGCCUGCAAAGCCAUAGUGUACAUUAUCUACGUCUGCAUGUAUGCCAGUAUUUUCCUGAUCACCAUCAUGAGUGUGGAGCGCUUUUUGGCAGUCAGGUACCCCUUUGCCUCGGCUGCGUGGAGGAAAAAACAGAUGCUGAAUAAGAUCCUGGUGGUGGUAUGGGUGGCUUCCUUUCUCUUCAGCGUUCCUGUGAUUAUCACUCAAGCUUUGGAUGGAGAAACUGGAGAGGAGCAGUGCCUGUACCGGGUGUAUAAAUCCGACAUGCAGGAGGCUGUAAUUCUUCUUUUAGAGUCUCUGGUGGGCUUUCUGAUCCCGUUUUCCAUGUUGGUGAUCUGUUACGGCUGUCUCUUCAGUCGCAUUUUGCAGAUGAACCUGAGGUCCAAAAGCAAAUCCACGAUGCUAAUUGCAAGUGUGGUCAUUCUUUUUGCUCUAUGCUGGAUCCCUCACCACAUUGGCAACCUUCUGUCUUUGGUGGGCCUUGCCCUCGAACAUGGCUCCCAAGCAGAAAAAAAUCUUAAUGAGGUUCUGGAUAACAUGCGAUUAAUUACAAGCUCUUUAGUCUUCAUGAGCAGCACUGUCAACCCUGUGCUGUAUGUGUUUGCAGCUCGAAGCUUUCGGAGCUCACUGAAGGACACAGGCAUUCAUAAACUGUUUCGUCAUUUAUCCAGCACAGCGGCAGGCGACGGCAGUAAAGAUCUGUCAUUUGUGUCCAGAAGACAAAACUCUCAUACCAACACUUCCCAGUGCUGCACAGAGUCCAAAGCACAGAUUGACCUGCUAGUGAACAUAUGCAACAAUGCUAUUACGGAUGAGACUGUGUAAAGGAACUAAGACUGGCUACUAAACUGAGAACCAUGUCGAUGUUAAUUGAUGUUAAUUGGUGUAGAUACUUCUGCAACUGGCAGCUUAUUUGUAAAUGGGUCAAAGACCAAAUAUUUUUCUGUACCUAAAGGCUAUCUAAAAGCUAAUAAAUAAAUAAAAUAAAUAAAUAAUAUAUGUAUAUGUACACACACACAAUGUUCAAGGAAGUGUAGAUACACAUGUCUUUAUGAACCUUGUUUUGUAGUCACAUUCUUUUAUGACUGAGUUUUUAUGGGUUUGGCUAAACCACCUGAACUCAAUAAUUAAUUGAGUUAAUAAAUAAGGGUGUCCACAUACUUUUGCUUAGACUUUUCACCUUUUGACUCUGCCAACUGCCAAAUAUAUUGUAAUGUUAUAAAGAUCCUAAUAUUAAAAAGAUAUAU
Molecule: messenger RNA, 1560 nt
Organism: Trichomycterus rosablanca
Lineage: Eukaryota; Metazoa; Chordata; Actinopteri; Siluriformes; Trichomycteridae
Exons: 1
Coding region: 44-1138 (364 amino acids)
Biological process (GO): positive regulation of cytosolic calcium ion concentration; cell chemotaxis; G protein-coupled receptor signaling pathway
Cellular component (GO): external side of plasma membrane; membrane
Molecular function (GO): C-C chemokine binding; C-C chemokine receptor activity
Source: RefSeq, a predicted model, not a curated record